GUUAGCUUUGAAUGGAUUGAAAAGUGUUUGAAUUUACAGUGCAACUGAGAGGGUAACAGCUUUCCACCGCGGAUUCGAUCGCGCGCUCGAUCGAACCGGCGCAUACGUGAACUUCGCUGAGAAGGGCGUUUGCCGCAGUAUUUCAAUUCCUCGUUGGCCACGUGAAACGUGCGUGCAGAAAGCUGUUUGGGUGACGCAAAGGGCGGAAUCAUGAGCACGGAUCAUCCGGCAGCAAGCGAGCUGCUGGCCAACGCCACCGCGGCAACCAGCGCAGCGGGGGCCGCACUCAGCUCGGCCAAACCGAACAUUCUUGUUCGUCUGACGGACGCACCGGCCGCAGCCCUGGCCAUCGAUCCGAUCAUCAAUCACGUGGGCGAUGGUAUCUUCUUACAGGCCAAGACGGCCCAGAUUUUCGCCGGCAUCUGCGUGUGGAUGGCCCUGUUCAUCACGUGUCAGCAGAUCUAUCAACACCUUCGGUGGUACACGAACCCGCAGGAACAGCGAUGGAUCGUCCGGAUACUGUUCAUCGUGCCGAUCUACGCCACCUACUCGUGGGUCAGUUUACUGUUCUUCAACUCGGAGAGCGUUUACGUGUACUUCUUCACCGUACGGGACUGCUAUGAGGCAUUCGUGAUCUACAAUUUCCUGUCCCUGUGCUACGAGUACCUCGGCGGCGAAGGCAACAUCAUGUCGGAGAUCCGCGGCAAACCGAUCAAAUCGUCGUGCCUGUACGGCACGUGCUGUCUGGCGGGCAAAACGUACACGAUCGGCUUUCUGCGGUUCUGCAAGCAGGCCACCCUGCAGUUCUGCCUCGUCAAGCCGCUGAUGGCGUUCAUCAUCAUCUUCUUGCAGGCCUUCAACCAUUACCACGAUGGCGACUGGAGUGCUGACGGAGGCUACAUUUACAUCACGGUCAUCUACAACAUUUCGGUGUCCCUGGCGCUGUACGGGCUGUAUCUGUUCUAUUUCGCCACGCGAGACCUCCUGACACCGUUCGAUCCGGUGCUGAAGUUCUGCACUGUCAAGUCCGUCAUCUUCCUGUCCUUCUGGCAAGGUGUUGGACUGGCCAUUCUGGAAAAGGCAGAGGUCAUCUCGCCGAUCGUUGACGCCGGAGGAUCGACCACGUCGGCCGGUACGGUGUCGGCGGGCUAUCAGAACUUCUUUAUCUGCAUCGAAAUGCUGUUCGCUGCGAUCGCUCUACGAUAUGCAUUCCCUUAUCAGGUUUACGCUCAAAGCUGUAUGACUGAUGCUCACGGACGAUCGGUGACGAUGCAGUCGAUCUCAAGCAGUCUGAAGGAAACGAUGAACCCGAAAGAUAUUAUGACGGACGCGAUACACAAUUUCCAUCCGCAGUACCAACAGUACACGCAGUACAGCUCAGGAGGCAAAAAUCCACGCGGAAUCCGUGUGUCUUCGUACGAUCCGGAUGAUCCAAGCUACCAGGUGGCGCAGCAGGGCCACGGCGGCAGCGGCGGCGGCAGCGGAAUGAGUAGCGGAGCUACGACCGGUUCAUACAAUGGCAACGGUGACGGUGGUAAUGCCGGCCACGCUGCUGCUGGUAGCUACAUCGCCCCACCGACGUUGGGCAGCCAGCGAAAGUUUAUGCCGGGCGCGUCGGUGCCACAGAAAGUGGCCACCAUCAGCCAGAACUACAAUGAGAAAACGAUGCUCCUAUCGAGCGACGACGAGUAUCAGUAAAUGCGCCACGCGAUCCACGAUGUUAGCACGUUCUGUUUGGUCAGGCCCUUCGAAUUUGUGUUCUUGAAGUUGCAGUCGCGUUGGUCACCCCUUUGUUGUGUGUGUGUGUAUAGGCCCCCCUCGCGUAGUGUUCUGUUUCCUUCUCACGGAUGUCACUUAAAAGAGUUUGUUAUAGGAAAAAUGAGGUGGGACAGAAUCAUAGUACACGUUUUACACGCUAAAUUACCGCGUUCCGGAUCCAGGCUACCAGAGUCACAUUAGAGAGAAUACUAUUUCUAUGUAUAUUUUUUGGUCACGAAUGGUACGGUCACUAUUAUCUCACAAAGGCACAGGCGGACGGAUCGGAUGGGGGAUAUAUGGUAUAGGAGCGCAAGAAUACAAUAAUCCUGCCACAACUUUUAUGAGCGCACUUGCAAAAAUAUAGAGAG
Anopheles cruzii is the source of this 2126-nucleotide messenger RNA. RefSeq names its product transmembrane protein 184B (gene Tmep). Gene Ontology annotation, molecular function: transporter activity. The transcript is spliced from 8 exons. Lineage: Eukaryota; Metazoa; Arthropoda; Insecta; Diptera; Culicidae. The record is from RefSeq and is a predicted model, not a curated record. Bases 211 to 1698 code for a protein of 495 amino acids. Gene Ontology annotation, biological process: transport.